Molecule: messenger RNA, 7950 nt
Organism: Styela clava
Lineage: Eukaryota; Metazoa; Chordata; Ascidiacea; Stolidobranchia; Styelidae
Source: RefSeq, a predicted model, not a curated record
CAUCCAAUUUCCAUACGAAGACAAAUGCUGUACUUGGACAUGUAUUGUAGAAGAUGGAGUUCAAAUAAAAUCAGAAAAUUGUGAAGAAAAUAGUUGCAAUUACUUAUGUGAAACAAAUUAUAAACCAGAUAUAUCUGGCAAUGCAAGCUUGGAAUAUCCUUGUUGUUAUGAUUAUAAAUGUGUAUGCCUUGAAGAUGUUUGCAGCGACCGAGUUUGCCAACCAAAUGAGCAAUUGAAAGUUAUCACACUUGCUGAUGGAAUAAAUCAAUGUUGCAAUACAACAGAGUGUGAAUGCAUUGGUUGCUAUCAUGAAGGAGUAUUUCGUGAGGCAUAUUCAUCAUGGGUAAAAGAUUGUAUUACGUACAAGUGUGCUUAUGUUGAGAACACUGAUUGCUAUGGGGUCGAAAGCUUCCCAGAAGAUUGUGGAGAACCACUGCAGUGCACUGCACCAGAAUUUGAGAAGAGACUAAAUGAAAAAACUGCUGAAUUUUGCUGUCCAUCUUAUUAUUGUGAAUGUGUUGCUGUUGAGUUCAAUGGACAAUGGUAUAAUAUUGGAGAUUCUUUUCCUGACCCUAAUUAUCCUCUUUGUGGCAACUUGAUAUCAGUUAAAAAGCAAGAAGAUGAAUGUCCUGAGAUAAUUAAAGAGCCAAAAACAUGUGACCAAACAACUUGUUCAAGUUGUGAAGACAAGGUCGAAGAUGUGUAUGAUCCUUGCUGUGGUCAAAUGUACAAAUGCGUUCCUAAGGAUUGUCCCGGUGAAGACACAUGUGGUCCAAAUCUUGUCGAAUCAAAAAGUUCAACACUGUGUUGUACAUCUGUGGAAUGUUUGUGCUCUUGCACUGACAUAGGAACUCCUUCAGUUAAGCCUUUCCACUGUAACAACACAUUCGAUAUUGAAGCUAAUUGUGACUACUUGAUUACUAAGUUUUCACAUUUAUCAAACUUCAACAUUAGUGUCAGUGCAGUAUCAUGUUCUGAACUUUAUCCACAUAUGACAUCGCCUCCUGUUUCCUGUGUUAAAGAAAUGAAACUAUACUACAAUGGAGUUUUUUACAAAAUAGAUGCAGAGUACAACAAAGUUUAUGUUGAUAGCUCACAUAUAAUUUCAAAUCACAUUGGUGAAGUUGACAUAACAUUUGCAACAAACAAUGCAAGUGUCUUAAUGUUCAUUGAAGAGCUUGGAUUGCAUGUUUUAUAUUUCCCUGCUAACUUGGGAAAAUUUGACAUAUAUUUGAAACAAUCUAAUAGCACUAUUUCAACUGAAGGAAUUUGUGGAAAUUGCUCUGGUGAAAAUGAAGUUGUAGACUGUCAAGUUGAACCUUCGAAUGUGACUGAGUAUGCAGUUAAUGAAACCUGUGAACCACCUUGUACUGGAGUAGAUAAAUGCAAAAACCCGGAAUGUGCAAAUUCGAGAAACUGUGUUCAGAAUCCAUGUAGACAAUGUGGUGAAUGGGGCUCGAAUCCAUGUGAUGUCUUAUUGGAACCUUUGUUUGCUGAGUGUUUCGAUGAUGUCAAUGAAGAACAUGAAAGGUGCACAUACUCAAUGUGUUUUUUUGAUGAAACAACUGUAUUGGAACAAUGUGAUGUUUGCAAUAAUAUAGAACUCCGAAGGUCUAUUGAUAAAUGUCCAUCAUGCAUCAAUUAUUAUGCAAAACUAGGCUGUGUUAAUGAAACUGCACAAAAUACAAGUUGUCCUGAAAAUCAAGUUAUUCAAGAAUGUGAGGAUUCCUGUAACUUACCAGUGUCAUGCGAUGACUUAACAACACAGAGUUGUGGAGUUUUAUUAGUCACAAGUUGUUCUUGUCCAGAUGGUUAUGUAAAGGAAUCUUCUUCAAGUGAAAAAUGCAUUCCCAAAGAAUGUUGUACCUGCAAUGAGACUCUCUGCCCAGAUAUGCCAGCAAAUUUCGUUCCACAAAUAAUUGGUGUGGAUCAUUGUGGAUGUAACAUAUCAUCUGAUAGUUGUGUAUGUACUGAGGACUGUGCAAAUCCAAACUUUCCAAAUAAAGUCAUGCAUCCAGGAGAAAUUAUUGUGGAUAAUUCAAAUUCAUGCAUUACAUAUCGGUGUCCUCAGGCGACACCAGGAGAGUGUAAUGAGGUUGCAAAAUCAGAGGUAGUAUGCAAUGAUACAACAACAUGUCCCGAUGAAAGAUAUGAACUACGCAUUGAUCCAAAUACAGCAGAAGACUGCUGUCCAAAAUAUGACUGUUUUUGCAUAAAUGUAACAAUCAAUGGACAAUCAUACCAGGUUGGGGAUUCAAUUCCAGAUCCUGAAGAUCCGAUAUGCAGUAAUUUAACUGUAGUCAGAAAAUCCCCAGAGAAAUGUCCUGAAACAAUAACAGAAAAAAAAGACUGUUCCCCUCAUUCUUGCUCCAGUUGUGAAACUGAGAUCUUUGAUAGUUACGAUCAAUGUUGUGGCAACACAUAUAGAUGUGAACCAAAGACUUGUUGCACGUCUGACUGUGUCAACCCUGAAACACAAGCUGCAAUCAAUCCUGGAGAGACUGUGUUAUCAUCCAAUCCAUGUAUAACAUAUUAUUGUCCAGAAGAAGAAUCUGGGAAAUGUGGUCAAGUGACAUUUAAUGACAGGUCUGAUACAUGUGCGUCUCUGGCAUCUCUAGGAUGUGGAGACCAGAAGGUGCCACGAUAUAAUGAAUCUGAUGCAUGCUGUGCUGUAGAAUGUGUGUGUAUACCUCAAAACAGCGAACCAUGUGAAUCACAAUAUCAAAUUAAGGAAAAUACAACAGGAGAAUGUCCAUCUCAAAUAUGCAUAUGCGAUUGUCCUGAUGUUUUCAGUGACUGUGACUCUGUUCCUGGAUGCAAGUCAAACGUUACUUCUUAUUCAGAAGAUGAAUGCAAAUGUCCUACAUCUAUAACAUGCAUUCCAGACACAGAUGUUUGUACCGCUCCUCCAACAUGUGGUUCAUGUCUGUAUGCAAAAGCCAUUGGCAGCGACCAAAAUGACAAUGCUUGUAAUUCAUCAUGUGAUACGUACCAGUGUACUAAAGUGGAGUGUACAGAAAAUACCAAUUUGCCAGAAUCAUGUGGUGAUUACAAAAGAUUUGAGUCGUAUUAUCUUCCAGGUGAUACUGACAAAUGCUGCCCCAUUACAGAAUGCAAUUGCUUGCCCGAGUCUGAGCUGAUGCAUAUUUGUCCACAGUGGAAUAAAACAUGUGGAGAAAACUAUACAAAGACGUUAGUAAGUGAAGAACAUGAUUGUUGCCCAGAAUAUGAAUGCGAGUGUGUACCUGAAAAUUGUCCCCCACCUGUUGUAUGUCCAUGGGGAAGAUUGUGGACGAAUUUACCAACCGUAACAAUUGGUGUACAUGAUGCAGUUUGCUGUAAUACAACUAUUUGCAAUUGUGUCAAUAUCACCUGUUUCCCUCCUCCGUUUGAAUGCCCUGAUUACCAUACUAUACAGAUAGAUAAUACCACCAAUCCAUGCUGUCCAAUAUAUACUUGCGAAUGCGAUGUGGAUACUUUUCCAGCAAAUACAACAAAUCCUAUAUAUAUACCUGACAGUGAAACAAACAUAUGUGAUAAUGUUCCUGGGCAGAAUCCUGUACCAGUUGUUCAUCCAUCGGAGUGUUUCUCAACAUGUGAAUGUCUCCCCUCUGAUGAAGCAAAAGAGAAGUGUCCUGACAACAUAUACAUGGAAGCAGAAUGUGUAUCUCCCAAGUAUUCUGUAGUAGUAGAAAAACCGACCAAUGAUACAAGAUACACAUGCUGUGAGAAGUUGAGUUGUGAAUGCCCACCAUGUGAAGAAGGGUAUAUUACGGAAGAUCAGUGGUUGGCAUCAUUGAGAGAAGAUCAAGACUUACACAUUUCAACCCCAAACCAAGAGUGUUGUCCUCUGUUUACGCCAGUUUGCAAAGACCCUUCAGAACUCACUGACAUGUGCUCACAAUAUAAUGUAUCUUGCCCGCCAAAUUAUGCAAAAAAGAAAAAUGAGACAGAUAUUGACUGUUGUGAAACAUACUACUGUGAGUGUGAAGCUUGUGUAUUCGAAGGGGCUACUUAUUCUCCAGGAGAAAAAUGGUAUGCAUUAGUUGAUGGUGCUUGCACGGCUUUGAUAUGUAGUCAGCAAGUCAGUGGCUGCAGCAUAGACACAGAUACUGCUGAUUGCAGUUUCCUUGCAUCAUCUGGGUAUAUGUCUAUAUCAGUUGAUUCAUAUUCAGAUCAUCCAUUAGAUUCAUGCAAACAGCUCAAAUGUGUCUGGAAUACUGAUAAUGGUGUGUGCUCUUUAGAUCUAUUAACACAAGACAGAGAAUGCCAAAAUGCACCUAAUUGUCCAACGGAUAAAGAGCCACAUGGAACCAAAGACAAUCCAAAUGAUUGCUGUGAAACUUACACUUGUGUCUGUAAGUCAUGUGGAGCAAACUAUACUACAGUAGAGGAGAUAGAAAAGAGCUUAGGACCUGAUCAAAAAAUAGUUCAAACUAUCAACCAAGAAUGUUGUGCUAACUACACAGCUGUAUGUAAAGAUGAAAGUGAUCUGGUCAAUUUGUGCUCUGCUUAUGAUGUUGUGUGUCCAACAAAUUAUAAGAGAAAAAGAAAUGACAGUGAUAUAGGCUGCUGUGAAGCAUAUCAUUGUGAAUGUGAUGUAUCUUCAUGUCCCGAUGUUCCAAAAUGUGACACCCCAAAGAUUUUAUCAUCCUCUUUCCAGGAAGGUCAAUGCUGCUUGGAGUACACUUGCAUUUGUCCAAUAGACCCUAAUGAAAAUAUCACCUGUGAGGCACCUUAUAUCAUUGAAACAGCAAAUAACAAUACAUGUCUUUCAAAAUAUUGUCGAUGCCCAAAUGAAAAUGAGUGUCAAAGAGAAGCGACGGCUGUUUGCCAGUCGACAUCUGGCUGUCGAGCUGUUGUUACCAAAAGAGAUGAAUGUGACUGCGUAAUUGAGAGUGAUUGUAUUGGAGAUCCCACUCCAUGUGAUGAUCCACCCUCCUGUGGAAAUUGCUCUGAUGUCGUCAUUGUUUCAACUUAUACUGUUGUUGGAGACUGUAAUUCAACCUGUAACCAAUAUCAAUGUCAACGCCGAACUUGUCCAAUACAAGCACCUUUGCCACAACUAUGUGCAUGGAAUAACAUUUCUACAUCACUGACUGAAAAUGACUGCUGUUCGGAAGAAUCUGUAAUAUGUGACAGCAAAAACUGUCCUUUCAUGAAAUGUGAUGGAGGAUAUCAUAAGGAAAUUGUGAUGGGUGAAUACAUAGAUGCGGCACAUUCCUGUCCUGAUCUUGACUGCUGCAAAAAAGAAAAAUGUGUAUGUGAUGUAUGCUUUUACAACAAUGUUUCAUACAAUGUUGGAGAUAGAUUCAAUGACACAACCCCAGGUUCUUGUUUGAUUUAUGAAUGCACAGGUAGUCGAGACCAACCAGAUGGGUGUUACAAAAUAAGUACAGAAGCACCAUACUGUUCUUAUACUAGUCCAAGUGGAACAAUUUCAAGGGUUAGUGUUGACGCAUUUUUUGAUGAUCCAGAAGACAAAUGUAAACGCAUCACUUGCAAAGAAAUUAUACAAGAAGAUGAUCAGUGCUUUCAUUAUUUACAUAUUGAACAAGAUCCUUGCAUAUUGGAUAUAACAUGCCCAGAUUUUAUGGAACCAGACAUCAUACAACCAACAGGAGAGGAAUGCUGUGCAACCUACAAAUGUAUAUGUAAAGAUUGUGGCAGUAAUUACACAUCUGGCAUGGAUGUGCAUUUAGAACCAUAUGAAGAACUUGUCUAUGUUCCAAUCGACAUCAACCCUAAUCAGCUUUGCUGUCCAAGAACACAAAAACACUGUGCUAAUGAAACGGUGCUGAUGUCAUAUUGUCCAGAAUGGGAUAAGCAAUGUCCAUCAGCAUAUAUUAGAAAACGGAGGAAUUAUUUUGACUGCUGCCCCACAUUUGACUGCAUUUGUGAUGAGACAAAAUGUGCAGAAGGACGCCCUCAUAUAGCAAUACAUGAUUGUCAAGAAGUGGUUAACAAGACGCUGGAAGAAAAUCCCAAUCAGGAUUGUUGUCCAGAAACAAAAAUUUACUGCAAAGAUCCUGCUAUUUGCUGUGUUAAUAAAACCUGUGGUGAGGAUGAAGUUAUGAAACAAUUAGACUCCCUUGAUCCACUUUCUGGAUACUGUUGUCCUACUCAAGAAUGUGAAUGUGUCGAUUACUGUGGACCAGGAUACAUAACAGAAGAAUACCUUAUUUCUAUUCUUCAAGUGGGCCAAGUUGUUAUGAGUGUAACUCCAGACAAAAAAUGCUGUGGGAAGUAUGAUAUAUUUUGCAAACCAGAUGUUGAACUAGAACAUGAUUGUUCUGUUUAUAACAUAACUUGUCCUGCUGGAGAAAUUCGUUACCCAGAUUCUACCAUUGGUUGUUGCUCCACAUAUACAUGUAUAUGUGAUACAUGUUUAUAUAAUGGGGAAAUACAUGAUUUGGGUGAUAUGUGGGUUGACUCAACCAAACCAUGUUCUGUAUUUGAAUGUACUUCUUAUAGACAGCAAGAUGGAUGUUACUCAGUGGAUGAAACUCCCGGAGAAUGUUCAUACAAUAAUUUCAGUUAUCCUGUUGGAUCUGAAAUUCCAACAAGUGAUCCCUGUCGUACUUUGCGAUGCAAGGAAAAUUCUAUUCUGAAUGGUCAAUGCCUUCAGCAGUUUGUAGAGGAAAUACAGACUUGUAAUACCCUGACCUGUGGACAAUAUGAAGUGAAAAAUGAAACUUAUACGGACGGAAUAUGUUGUCCUCAUCUCGAAUGCAUUUGUGCUUCAUGUGGAGAUGACUACCCUGGUAGUGGGGUUGAUAGAGAAAUUGAAGUAUAUGAGAAAAUUGUCCCAAUGUCAGUCUCUGAAAACCCUGACUUUGUGUGUUGCCCACGGACAAAGAUUGUUUGUCAAGACUACUCUGUACUGAUCAAUGUAUGUCCCCAAUUCGGCAUGACGAAUGAAGACUGUGGCGCAUGGCAACAAUUGAAUCGUACCAAUUCUUUGACUGAGUGUUGUCCUGAAUAUACUUGUGAAUGUCUAGAAUGUCCUUUUUUCAGUCCACUUCGGGAAUUGUAUCAAUGUGAAGAAUAUAUAAAUCAAUCUGAAGUUCUAAACCCAAUAUCACACUGCUGUCCUAGACAAACAAUACAAUGUCAAGCUGAAGAAGCGUGUUGUACGAUUCCGGAGUGUGGAGAAUAUCAAGAAGUAUAUGAUACUGGUGGAAGGGAUCCUAACACCAAUAACUGUUGUCCAAAAUAUGAAUGUCGCUGUAAAACUGCUGAAGCAUUACAGCAUGUUUGUCCCCAUGCCAACUUCACAUGUCCUGAAAACUACAACAAGAUUCCGAACAAUACUUUGACACAGGAUAUAUGUUGUCAAACUUAUGAAUGCCAGUGCUAUGGAUGCUUAGAGAACAAUGUUGUUUACCCGAUCGAUGCUGUUUGGUGUGCAGAUGACAAUCAUUGCCUCGAAAUGAAAUGUGUGGAAAAUAAAACACAUUGCCCAAAUCUUAUAGUUUAUCAAAAGUUUGACUGCAUUGAUAUUGAUCAAGCUGCAUGUCUUGAGGGUGGUGGUGAAGUCAUGCCUAAUAUGACAACUGAAGGAUGCUGCUUUUAUUGUCACACCCCUGGUUCCUGCCAUGCAAUUGAAAAUUAUGAAGAUGUUGUUAUUACCAAUGCAAAUGGAGUAGCCUGCUCUAAGACCGAUGUAAAUAUUCCAAAAUGUGAUGGAACCUGUGCAACACUUUCUGAUUACAACACACUAACGGGAGAUUUUGACACAACAUGUAACUGUUGUAAAUCAACUGCAGUGGAGAGCAGAACUGAAGAUUUGCUCUGCGAUAAUGGAGACAUCGAGCCAUACAAUUACAAUUUUAUUACUUCUUGCGAUUGCCAACAAACUGCUUGUGCCCCAUGAAGGGGAGUGCCAUUUUCGAUUUUUUGCCCUUCGAUGCGUCAAAAGAUGCCAAUAAAAUAACAUAUAGAAAUUUG